CAUUCCAUUUCCACCCCCUUCCCCUGUUUCCCUUCUGAAUAUUCUCUGUUUCGUCCUUUCCCCUGUUUUUUCACUUCUGGGUUCAGGGGAAACCAGUGAUUCCCGCCAUCCUUUGAUUAAUCGAAUACAUGGACGGAAGCCUGUUCAAUCAAGAUCCCAAUUUCAGCCAAUUCCCAUACUCAUCUGAAAAUUCCAUGGACUGGGAUUUCGUGGAGGAAUCGUUGCUGUAUCAGGAGGAUUGCUACUGGCCGGAGGAAGUCGACUUGAUCAGUUCGCACUCUGCCGCUGUGGUUCUCGACGAAUUGGACCCUCUGCCUGCUCUCCAGAGCUUCCAGAUAGUCAUUGAAGAAGAACCCAUGUUGGAAACCGCCAUCGCGGCUUCAGAACAGGAAUUUCCUCGCGAAGAGUCCAUCUCUCCGAAGCAGGAAGAAGCAGCUUCCUCCUCCUCCUGGUUCGCUUACAUGGUGGAUGCACAGGAGAAAGGGCGAUGUGGGUAUUUCUCGUGGGGUUGCGUUCCAAAGGAGGAAGAGCUCAACGAGGAAUUCAAGGUCUUAAAUCAGUGGAAAGACGAGCAGGAGUUUGGAUUCGAAGAAAAUAACGGGAUUUUACUGGGAUGGAGCCAGCAGCGUCAGCCAGAGGAAAACAGAGCUCUUCGCGCUAGGAAAACAGGGCAAAGGUACAGCAAGAAGAGAACCAAAUUCCAUCAGAACAUCAGCUUGCAAGUCUUGAGGCAGUACUUCGCUGGGAGUCUCAAAGAUGCCGCCAAAGACAUUGGAGUUUGCCCGACGACGCUGAAGAGGAUAUGCAGGCAGCACGGGAUCGAGCGUUGGCCGUCGAGGAAGAUCAAGAAAGUCGACCAAUCGUUGAAGAAGCUUCAACGAGUGAUCGACUCUGUUCAUGGAGCUCAAGGCACCAUCGAAAUCGGCUCAUUCUACUCAGCUUUCCCUGAAUUGAAUUCUGUUGCUGAUAACAUCGCCACCCCUGAGGUACUUUCUCCAGUAACAUCACAACAAUCCGCAGAUUCCAAGCGACCAAAACCAGCUGAAAGUAGUGUCACAGGUGUUUGUGAAAAUGCCGCAGUGGCCUAUAAACCCCCUGUUGAUCAUCCUGGAACUGCCAUCACAAGUGUUUGUGAAAAUGCCGCAAAGAACUAUUUAAAGCCUGCAGGUAUCAGCAGUUGCAGGAGCUCGGUGGAAGGGGGCGGGUUUCGGGUGAAGGCGAGCUUAGGAGACGAGAAUGUCAGGCUGGUGCUACAGCCAAAUUGGGGAUUAAUGGAACUGAAGCAAGAGAUUGGAAAGAGGUUCAGCGUCGAUGAUCAUGUCAAGUCAAUUUGCUUCAAGUACUUGGAUGAAGAUGGAGAAUGGGUUCAUUUGAGCUGUGAUGAUGAUCUUGAGGAGUGCAAAGAGAUGCAUAGGUUCUCAGACAGGAAUGCCAUUAGGGUUUCCCUCCAUUAUUACACCCAAAGCUUCUGAGAAUUCCAAUGGUUGGAGUUGGUUUGAUGAUGUUGAGUUUUUUUUUUGUUGUACUCUAGCUAGGGUCUUCAUCAAGAAUAUGGCCCAUUUUGUUGUGUCAUUAGGCUUGUAAUUAGUGGAAACGGUUUGAUUAAUGAAAAAUAUACUAUGUACCA
This is a messenger RNA of Linum tenue, 1627 nucleotides long. The record is from the annotation of a GenBank genome assembly. NCBI's taxonomy places the organism in Eukaryota, Viridiplantae, Streptophyta, Magnoliopsida, Malpighiales, Linaceae.